Dalotia coriaria is the source of this 2447-nucleotide messenger RNA. RefSeq lists its product as uncharacterized. Bases 157 to 2415 code for a protein of 752 amino acids. The record is from RefSeq and is a predicted model, not a curated record. The transcript has 6 exons. Lineage: Eukaryota; Metazoa; Arthropoda; Insecta; Coleoptera; Staphylinidae.
UCAACAUCAAAACAUUUGUUUCUCCUUUCAUUUAAACACAGUGCAUUGAGUUGAAUUGAGUCACCGUCUUACCACAGUUCUAACACUACCAUAUAUGGAUAGAAAUCCCCCUUCGUGCGCAUAGACACCCCAAACACCGUCUUUCUCUUUCUGACCAUGGAUUCACAAGCACAACAAUCACCGCAUAUUCAAACCGUCAUGAAGUCGAAACAUUCUUCAUUGGAUAAUUAUUUUUCUGUGUCAACUCGCCUAAUGCUAUACAAAAUAAAAACAUCGGAUACACGCGAAGAAAAUUCGAGAACAAACGAUUAUGGAUCACCAUCAGUUAAAUUCGAGCAGGCGUUGAAACGCUCUGCAUCUGUUUCAACAACGGAGACAAUUGCCAAUCGUGUAAAUAAUCAAACUAAUAAAGAAAAGCAACGGAGAAUUCAGGAGGCCACGAAGAGAUUGAUUUGUGCACUUCCCGAUGGUUCGUGCUCGAGGAAGUUGAAAGAGAGGUACCAGCAGUGUUACAACGAGAAGAUUGACGCUAAAAGUAUUCCUGCCGGUAAGCAGGACGGGAAAUUUGAGAUGUCGAAGGAGACGCACACUUCCACCGACGAAACGAUCCCGUUUGUCCUACCAGGAGGGACAGAAAUGCAUUUCGAUAGCAAUGGGUACCCGCAUGAUGUUAUGCUUCCUGGGGAUACAAUUCCCGUUGCUAUGAUGUCCAACGACGAUAAACAAAUCUAUUCUCCUGUAACCAUUGAUGAAGCUUAUGAUCCUUCCAAGUUUUGGUUCACACUUGCGAAUAAUGAACAGAAAAUAGAGGAAUAUAUUCAAAGUAUCGAGGAUUUUUACAGUGUUCACAGCGUGGAUUACGCUGUUUCAGAAACACAGCUGGUUCCUGGAUUGUAUGUGAUUGUGUUUGAACGUGAAAUGCAAGUCUACCGCGCUGUGGUGGCCAAGGUCAAUCCCAUCAAGGUAUUUUGUAUCGAUGAUGGCGACGUGCAACGGGGCACUUUGGAUAAUAUUUACUUCAUGCACAAGAAGUUUAGUGAUUUACCCAGACAAGCCCUGCGUGGGCGGUUGUCAGGUGUGGUACCACCAGGUAAAAAUGCGCAGUGGAGUCGCGAAGCUGCUUACAGAUUUUUGGAACUCGUCCAGUUGAGGAAGUUCGAUGGUUCAAUUGUCCGUACUGACUGUUCACAAGGGGAUAGGAUCUACGAGCUGGUACUCCGCGAUUCGUCGAAGGACGGAGAGAUCUUUAUUCAUGAUGUACUCCUGAGUGAAGGCUGUGCCAUUACACCUGAUCAGGAGCCUUGGGAGGCCGUACAAGCUGACUACGAGCCAGCCGUGACCAAUCUUCACUUGUACCCUUUAUUCAUUGAAAUCGAAAUGGCCGUUGUCCCCACACAUGCUGAAAUGCGCCAGUUGAUUGCCCGGAAUGUCCCACUUUAUGAAAUAUAUCCGAUUUAUUUCAACCGCGUUGCGGAUAACAAAGUUAUACAAUGGUUGAAGGAUUCUGCAGGUGCAACCAAACAAGAAAUCGAACGUGUUGUUAAUGAUCGUGGUUCUGCAAGUGGAGAAUCAUCAAUUUCCCUCGGAAUGGAGGGAUUACACACAUUUGAAGAACAAGAACAAGACGAACGGGAAGUUACACUGGAUAAUAUUGAUGAUGUUGUUCCACCUCAACCUCUACCUGUGGUACCACCUUUUCCUACAAUUAUAGUACGGAAGGGACCCGAUUAUAUUCAUCGGGGACUCUUUAAUAAUAUCCCCAGUUUGAAUUGUGGGUUUCCACUGCUACAUCCAGUGCUACGGAACAAUUUCCUGCAUGAUCCUCAGACCCAUUGGAGGCAAAUGAUGCAAUGCAGACAACGUGUCCGGGAAUUCUUUCAAAAUCAACCCAGAGGAUCCGUGUUUCAACCCGCAGUAAGAAAACCAUUGAAUUGUGCAUGGGAACCCAUUGACGAUAGGGUUACGUCAACCACCGAUGGUCCCUUGACCAAUACCAACCUGGUACCUGAGGAGACAUGCAUGAAAAUAUCACAAAAAAAGAAAUACGUUAUUAGCACUUUGUUUUUGGGAAAACCAAUCCAUAUAAUACGUAUAAUGUCGUUACCCUGCGUGGCGGUGCUGGAAAUCCAGGAAAUGUUCACCGGGAGGAAAGAUAUUGAUCUUCUACGGCGUUUGUUUAUAGUGACCGACCUGGUAAUGUCGGUUUUGCGACUUGACAGUAUAAAUUACCAGCUUCUGCAUGAGCUGGCAACGAAUCAUCUUUUCAGUGACCAUUCCUGCAUGCAGUACACAAGCCUCAGCUCUUUGCAAAAAAUGGUCACGUGUAUAACACGCGAAGAGUGUGUAUAUCCGAAUUUCAAGGAAUGGGUUGAUCAGUUUUCCGAACAGAGUUCCAUUUGGAAUUUUGAGGAUUAAUUACGAACUUUUACUUUAAAAGUAUCAUUUUU